Messenger RNA from Cydia strobilella, 3206 nucleotides. RefSeq names its product glycosylated lysosomal membrane protein B-like. The transcript is spliced from 7 exons. Gene Ontology annotation, cellular component: lysosome. Bases 232 to 1410 code for a protein of 392 amino acids. The record is from RefSeq and is a predicted model, not a curated record. NCBI's taxonomy places the organism in Eukaryota, Metazoa, Arthropoda, Insecta, Lepidoptera, Tortricidae.
CGAUUUGUUGUUACCACGAGGACAUUGUUUUCAUCGAAAUCGAUUAAAACAGAGAUAUAAAUUAUUACACAGCACAGUUAUCGCGCAAUUGCUCAUCCUCUGUGCUCGUGCCACCUAAUUAUCUGUUUGCAGUUGACUUGUGAACCUACUUGAGUGUUAUUUUAUUUGCAACAAAUUAUUGCUUGUUAUUGUUGUAUUUAAAGGAAGUGAGGGUUUCCUUUUGUGAUAAACAUGCAUUUACGGACUUUGGUGUUAAUUUGUGUGCUUUCUUUAGCUUUUGGACAGGACAGGAAGAUAACUCCAACACUAAACCCAAACUGCGAAGCAUGCUCGUCAAACACCACUCUCGUGUACAUAAAAGCCGAAGGCUCCCACAACACCAUACACCAGCUCUGGGACUUCACGCAGGGGACUCCGACUAUUAUCUUCGCUGUCUCUGGUGUCAACUCGUCACUGCAAGUUGAAUGGGCACAUGACAGGCCUGUCAAAUUCAAUAUGUCUGAAGACCCGAGUUAUAGCUUUGCUAUGGCUAUUUCUGAUAUAUACGAAUACAACGAUCUAGAAGACAGGGGCCAUCCAAACAGCAGCACCAAGUUCAGGCAUUACCCUCUAAAAGAGCUGAACUGGGCGCGGCAAGAAAGUGUGCUGACUGAGCAAGAGGCUAUGGUCGUGAUGCAGACGGAGAAGUACAGUCGUCAUAGGAACGGGACUGUCGCUAUAAAGCUCGACCUCCUACCAUUCCGUGACUACGCAGUACAACUACCUCACCUCAUCCACACAGCCAACUCAACAUUCAUAGACGUCCAACUAGCCAACCUGACGCAAACGCGCGACUUUAACUCGUCGCGAUUCGCGCUGCGACUGAUCUUAGUCGCGUCGGACGAGAACGGUACAUUGUCCCGGCGCGUGGAAAAGAGUUUAGACGACGAGCACACGCCCGGGGUGUUCGAGAUCAUCGAAAUCAAAACGCCCCGGUGCGUCACCACCGGCGCGGGCGGCUACAUGCAGUUCCGACCCGUCGCGUAUAUACAGAAGGAACGCAGCGUCACCUCGUCCACCGUCGUACACGUGUCGGAUUUCAACAGUACACACAUAGUUCCGCCAUCCACGUUGACCCGUUUCUAUCCUGACAUCAACGAGAUGCUGAUAGAAGACAUGAUUGUGUCAUUCGGCGAGCCACAGGACGGGUUCUACAGGCAACACAACUAUACUGCUUGGUCCACAACAUUCGGCUACGGCGCUCCACCCGUCGAAACCUUCUCUCUAUUCGUCAUCCUAGUCAUCACCGUCGGGUUGUCCGUGCCGAUCCUACUCGCGCUCUCGGGCGUAGCGUACGUGGUGGCGCGGCGUUGCCGGCGCGGGCGCGGGCGCGGGAGCGAGACCACUAGACUGCGGGAGCGGGACGAGUGACUAGCGGGCUUCAGGCUGCUGAGCCAGGACGAUGUCGAGGUGGACGCUUGAAUUAUUUGUGAAAUAAUGGCGGAGAAACCGCCCGAGGCGCGAGACGAUUAGAAAGUGCAAAAGUUACGUGAGUGGCGCGGUCGCCAUGUGAGGUUGCGUUCAGUUUAGUUGCCUAAUAACCUGUUUUAUUAGGGUUCCGUACCUAAAGGGUAAAAACGGGACCCUAUUACUAAGACUCCGCUGUCCGUCUGUCUGUCACCAGGCUGUAUCUCAUGAACCGUAAUAGCUAGACAGUUGAAAUUUUCACAGAUGAUGUAUUUCUGUUGCCGCUGUAACAACAAAUACUAAAAAGUACGGAACCCUCGGUGCGCGAGUCCGACUCGCACUUGGCCAGUUUUUUUUUUGGUAUAUAAUAUACCGCGUACCGGAAGACGAGCUGUCAGUAGACCUCUAACAAGAUGGAGCGACGACCUGAUGAAGGUCGCGGGAAUUCACAAGAUUGGUCGGAGUGGCGAGCCUUGGGGACCUCUAUCGGCUGACAUGAUGAUGAUAAUUAUAAUAUUUUGUAUAUAAGCAUACGCGCAUGAUGCUAAGCGGAUACCGCAGUGUAUGAACGCUAGUUUGUAUUUGAAAACAUCGAGGACAAGGCACUAACAAAUAUUUAUAUGCUACUUUAUUGUCACGGCGUUAGUGCAUUUUUUGAAAACAAAUUUGAUGGUGACUUUAUUAUUGAAUUCUGUUGUGUUAAGGUAGAGUUAUAUAAAAUAUCAACGAUACUUAUAGCUGAUCUCUCUUAUUGGAUAAUUUAAUGGUAACAUUUGGGAAUUCUUCGUCUGCGCGUUUUAAAGGCGGAUUAUGUGUUUAUCCCUAAUGGAUGGAUGGACUAACUAAAUUGUUGCUAUAAAUAAAUACAAAUAGCUAAUUUUGAAUAAUCUAAAAACAUGUAUAAAUGUAUGCCUAUUGAAGUAAUUGUCAUAGAUAAUCACUUCGGUCUUACAUGGUAGAAAUGUAUAUAAAUGAAUUGAAAUGUAUAUUUACUGUAAAAAAUAUUUAGUCGAGUAAAGUGAUGUUCCUUAUUAUUUUUUUGUAAAAUAUAUCAUAUAAUGAAAUGAAUGAAUAUACUCAAAGAUACACAUGUACUAAGGCAGUAAUAACACUAAUAAUUUUUUGAACAUUGAGAGAAGUUAUGUACCUAUUAUAUAAAUACUACUAUCCUGUCUCAAACUGUCUCUAUACCAAAUUUCAACUAAAUCGGUUGAGCGGUUUAAGCGUGAAGAGAACAGACAGACACACUUUCGCAUUUGUAAUAUUAGUAUGAAUUAGUGUGAGUGGAUAUAAAAAGUGCCUGCAUUGUGUAUAAAUGUGUAUAAAGAGUAGAGUAAGUCACUAAAUACUUAUUUUUAUUCAUAGUUUUUCGUUAAAAUAUUCUAUAAUCUUUUUUUUUAUUUGCAGACAAAAUCGAUAAUUAAAAAAAAUAUCAGCAUAAUCUACUAAUUCAUAAUUAACCGUGAAAAACUGUUAGAAAAUGAAGUUUUAUAUUUUUAUAUAAUAAUGAAUGUUAGAUUUUAAAUAAUAAAGACUAGAAAUUGAAUACUAUUAAACUUAAGUAGGUAUAGUAACUAUAGUAUAGCUAAUACUUCCACAAGAUAUAUCUGUCUAUAGUAUGUCUGAAAAUACUUUUAUUCCAAAUCCUAACAGAAUGUGAUGUUUUAGUAUUUUUAAAUUAAUUAGAAAACGAAAAAACUUUCUUCACUAAUUGGACUUGAUCUAAGAAAAGAUUGGGAACCACUGGACAAAAUGAUGGA